Messenger RNA from Gracilinanus agilis (Agile Gracile Mouse Opossum), 1539 nucleotides. It is a transcript of the gene XG, whose product is annotated as Xg glycoprotein (Xg blood group). The record is from RefSeq and is a predicted model, not a curated record. Lineage: Eukaryota; Metazoa; Chordata; Mammalia; Didelphimorphia; Didelphidae. Gene Ontology annotation, biological process: positive regulation of neutrophil extravasation; homotypic cell-cell adhesion; T cell extravasation. The coding region runs from base 1 to 576 and encodes 191 amino acids. The transcript is spliced from 11 exons.
AUGGAAAGAUGGCAGAGAGUCUCCUUCCUCAUGCUCCUGUGCUUUCUCAUUCACAUUAAAGGGCAAGAUGACUUCGAUUUAGCAGAUGCACUUGAUGAUAAUGAGGACAUCACAAGGAGACCUCCCCCAGUUACCAAGAAACCAGGAUCAGGUAUCUAUCCUAAUCCCAACCCACCCUAUCAUCCUCAACCUGGAUACCAUGACAAUCCUGGAGGUAACAUUCAUGAUAUAGAUCUGGAUGAUGGGCGCAACCCACCAAAACCUAGACCUCCAGCAGGAGGAGGUGGAUAUCAUUCCAAUAAUUUUGGCAACACUCACGGUAAAAGAGGAGGGGGCUAUAACUCCAAUUACAAUAAUCAUGGAGGAGGGGGAUAUAAUCCCAGUUCUCAUUAUGGAAAUACUUAUGGUGGAGGAGGAUAUUCAAAUUACGGAAAUACACAUGGGGAUUCUAUAGCUAAAAUUGUUUCUCCUAUUGUUUCUGUGGUUGUGGUGUCACUUGUUGGAGCUGCGACCAGCUAUUUUGCUUACAACCGGAGGAGAAACUGCUGUGGAACUAAUGAGCCAGAGACUGUCUGAAAGAGGAAGGAAUCUGCAGUGACUUUUACAUGAACUGUAAUAAGAUCAGAAUGGACAUUUCUCAUGUAUGUUAUAUAGAAGGAUUUUUUAAUGUAAUGGGAACACAUCAAUCUACCAAAAGAAUUUUAUUCUUUUAAAACAUUUAGUUCAUCUAAAUGAGGAUUCCAAACUUCUUUGUAUAAUGUAGAUACAAUGAUAUAUCCUGUAGUAUAAUGAUGCUUUUUACAAAAAAAAAAAAAAAAGGAAAACUGAACUAUUGGCUAUAAUGUUUAAUGUGGAAAUGAGAAUUUAGACUCUUCUUACUUCUUAGAAAAUCUUUUAUAAGAAUAUAUAAAAGUUUUAACUAUUACUUUUUUCAUAAUGCCUACAGUUUUAGAGAGACCACUAUAGAUGUACUUAGUUCCCUGUCACAUAUACAAUGGGUAACAAUGAAAAGGUAAAGAAAACAUCCCAUUUCAACAAUAUUUUUGUGUGGAAAGUCAUCAGAGCAAAUGAUGUUUUUUUUUUAAUUUCAAUGAUAGGUCUUAUUUAUGAGCAAAAUUGAUUCACUUCCAACAUUGAUAGAAAAAGUUAGAUACUCUACAUUUGAUAUUUCUGUGACUAUUUGGGCAUGGUUAUUAGGAGAAAAGUAAAUGACAUCAUUAAAUUAAGAUUAUAAAUGCAACAUACUAAAAAUGAAAUUCCUGGGGUUAGUAAUUUUGAAGCUUUAUUGUUCCAUUUCUUCCUAAGGUAUUUUCUUUUUUAAAUAAAAACAAGAAAUAUAGACUGGUUUUUGAGUCAUUGUAAUUCUGGAUUUUUAAUUUGUUGUCAUCAGCACUUGGAUUUAAUUCAUAUCAAUAUUCUACUUCCUUCAUUGUGACACUUCUGUAACAUCACAUGUAUAUAUAAAAGCUUAACUCCUGUGAUUGUGUUGAAAUGUUUAUAUUUGAGUGUGUGAUUUCCAAUACAAAAGAAUGAACAUUC